This is a messenger RNA of Durusdinium trenchii, 1988 nucleotides long. NCBI's taxonomy places the organism in Eukaryota, Dinophyceae, Suessiales, Symbiodiniaceae. The record is from the annotation of a GenBank genome assembly.
CAGGCACUCAUCAUUGUUCAUUUGCUUUCUCGUCUCAUAGCCAUGGCCUGGCAGGAGAAAGACAUCUCGACUUGGAGCAAGAAGUCUUUGCCAGAGUACUUGUUUGCCUUGCAGGAAGGGCCCUGUUUGCUCCUGACCCCAUGGUCUCACAUGGAGGUACGCUUCUCUCACAUCGAGGUUAGCGGGGAAGUGUGCCUUUGCGGCCGGAAGAGCGAGGUGCUUCAGUUCGACUUGGACAUUGGGGUGCAGCUGGACAUUUUCAAGGCUGUCCGCUUCUACCAGGGCCCGAAGCGGGAAGAGCCGUUCUUUCGUGGAGUGCUUCGGAUCUUCCACUUUGAGCCGAAUAGCAUUCCUGAGAUCCAGGCAAGCUUUGAUCGAGCAGAUGCCAUCAUGGCUGAGGCAGCCGAGGUGACCUGGUUUCUGCAAAAAGGCAUGGGCAGCCGAUUGCUGCUGGCCUCCUUGUCCAGGUGGCAAGCUGCAGCUGGAGAGCAAAACCCUAGACUUAGCCUACCCAGCGGGAUCUCCGCCAUGGUCAGCUUCCAGAACCGCUUGAAGCACCUGGAGGCAAAGCACAACCUGAUGCACUCGAAGCACACUUUGAAGGUUGGGAUGCAACGUGCCCGCCCAGUCGCAUCCAACAAAGAGUGGAAUCAACAUUCCGAGAAUGGAGGCCUUCGAAGAGGAAUGAAGGCUUCACCCUCCCAGCCUUCGAAGUUCAGAGCUCCAGCUGCACAGCUCCGCGAGGUGAUUUUGCGAAAGGACUUUGCCAAGGCUUUCAAGUUGCUAGAUGACGAGCUUCUUCAUUCUCCAGUCGAAGGGCUGUGUGCCAUCCAUUCGGCUGUGGAGAGCGGCUCCUCCCCCAUGGUGGCCUUGGUCAUUGAGGCGCGUGCGGAUGUUGGGCGAAGAGAUGUGCUUGGCCGUACGCCUUUGAUGAUGGCUUUGAAGAAGGGAAAUGUGGCUCUCGUCAAGCGGCUCCUGGAGGCUGGAGCCUUUGAGUCGGAAGUCAUGCAGAGUGGGGAGGACUCCGAGUGGUUGACAAACAAGCUGAGCAAGGACUUCCGAAUGGUUCCGGAAGUGCUGCAGCUCGUUGAAGCCAAGGAGAAGCCCAUGCGCCAUGGCUGGACACUCAGCAAGGCCAUUCUCCGUGAUGCAAGGACUGCUGAAGCUGCGAUCGAGGCUGGAGCCAGCCCUAGCUGCGCGGAUGAACGUGGAGACCUUCCCAUACAUCUCCUUGCAAAGAGCUCCCACCACAAGGAGACCUCCCUUCGUUUGCUCCAGAAGCUGGCAAAAGCACGAGCUGAUGUCAAUGCCAAGAACCGCCGUGCAGAAACUCCACUCCUUUACGCAGCGCAUCGCGGCAAUCUGCCGGUGCUGGAGGGGCUUCUCAGAUUGAGAGCAGAUCCCUCACUGGCAAACGAAGAAGGCAGCACAGCGCUGAUGUUUGCUGCCCAUUCUGGACAUGAAGACGUUUGUAAAGUGUUGUUGGAGGCCCGUGCGCUUGCUACAUCAGUCAACCAACAUGGCCUCACUGCUGAAGAGAUGGCAACAAAGCGAGGCUUCCGCAGCCUCGGUGCAAUUAUUGCAGCAUAUGCUAUGGCGCCGAGGAGUCGUCUUGUGCUUGAAACACAAGCUGCAUGUGCACCAUGUCACCAGCGCAGGGACGAAGAAGUGGAUGAGCACCAGGAAAAGAAAAAGCACGACAAGGUGGAGGUAGCACUCAGAGCUUCACCUCAAGUUCACCUGGAGGCGACCUCGGCUCGCUGCAUCGAGCCAAAUGGGAGAAAGAGUUUCGACGACUACCAAAAGUGGGAUCGCAUCGUGGAAGACCUGGAGUCAAAAGAGGAGGCGGAGAGCCGGCGACAAAGCCUUGAGAUGCAUCCCGAAUACCUUUGGAAGAAUGGCAUGAAGAUGAGGGUGCUGUUCUGAGUAGGAUUUUUGCCGCACAGAAGAUUGCGAGCAAACAACAGAAAAGAGAAAACAUGCGAGAG